Molecule: messenger RNA, 1053 nt
Organism: Geodia barretti
Lineage: Eukaryota; Metazoa; Porifera; Demospongiae; Tetractinellida; Geodiidae
Source: the annotation of a GenBank genome assembly
CUGUUCGCCUCGGCAGAGGGCGAGGAGGAAGGAGCAGGCACGGUCCCGCACUACGAAUACGUAAUCAUAGGCCCCGCGCCACAGGCUAUAGAGCGCAGCGAGCUCAAGCAUUACGAUGAGGUCAAGGACGCUCUCGAUGAGAAGAUGGCGGCCGAGCUGGGAUUCACGAUCGACGUGACCGACCUGAGCCAAUCGGGUAUGGCCGUCAAUCAGUUGAUCCAGUUGUCCGCCGCCGGCGGCGACCCGAUCCACAUCGUCCAGGGCACGGGUGAAAUGGGCGGCGCCACCGAGUGGGCGCCGAUGUGGAUCCCGGUGGAAGGUCUCGUGGAAGAGCAUGCGCCGGACUACCUGGAGCUGGUGAAUGACUACAAUCCGCUGCUGCUGGAGACGUUCAGCGACAAGGACGGCAACCUUGCCGGCCUUCCCCACCUGGUCCGCAUGCGGGGGCUGAUCUACCUGUUCAACCAGGACCUGGUCGACAAGCUGGGAGUCGAGCUGCCGCCGCUGCCGGAGGGCAGGUUCGACCUGACGUUCGAUCACCUGGAGCAGUUGGGAGAGGCGUUCAACCGCGAAGUGCCCGGCGGCAUGGGCAUCAUGUGGUACCAUACCUUCAAGACCUUCCUGUGCGCCUUCGAAGACAAUAUCUCCAUGUCGAACUGGAACCCCCAAGGAUACGUGAACUAUUUUGACCAGGAGGAGGGGAUCUGGAAGGAUUGGGUCGAUUCCGAGUACUACGAGGACUCGGUCAGGCUGUUCGACAAGUUCCUGAAGAAGGGAUACUACUGGCACAGCCUCGCCGAGCCCGCGGGAACGGAGCGGGACCGGGGUUUCAUCAACGGUACCAUUCUGGGGAGAGACGGCCAGGGCUGGUACGGAGGCAACCCGACCUACAAGGAAUGGAUCAACGAAGAUCCGGCCAACGAAACCAAGAUCCUGGUCUACGGUGUGGCUUCGAAGAAACAACCUAUCUGGAGCGCCGGAUUCAGGGGACUGUUCUUCACCAAGCGGAACACGCAGGAGCAGCUCGAAAAGUACCUGCAGUUCAUCAACUGA